CUUCGCUUCUUUCUUCCUUUGGUUCACCUGCAACACCGCCGCUCGUACUAUCCCUCUUCGUUUCCUUGCAACUUAGCCCUCCUCAGCCGCCGGAGGCCAUCUCAAGUUCGACUCGAUCGUUUACUGAUUUCGGGAAAGAUGAGGCCGAUAUUGAUGAAAGGGCAUGAAAGGCCCUUGACUUUCCUUAAGUACAACAGAGAUGGAGAUCUCUUGUUUUCCUGCGCUAAGGAUCAUACUCCCACCGUCUGGUUUGCCGAUAACGGCGAGCGUUUGGGCACCUACCGUGGCCACAACGGUGCCGUUUGGUCCUGCGAUGUCUCAAGAGAUUCCACAAUGCUGAUUACGGGGAGUGCGGAUCAGACAGCGAAGCUGUGGAACGUUCAAACAGGAACACAACUGUAUACAUUCAAUUUUGAUUCUCCUGCUAGGUCUGUGGACUUAGCAGUUGGAGAUAAGCUUGUGGUGAUUACUAGUGAUCCCUUCAUGGAUGUCACUUCUGCAAUUCAUGUCAAACGCAUUGCCAGUGAUCCAUCUAAUCAGACUGGGGAAUCUGUGUUGAUACUUAAGGGCCCUCAAGGGAGAAUAAACCGAGCUGUUUGGGGCCCCUUGAACAGGACUAUCGUAAGUGCUGGAGAAGAUGCUGUAGUUCGUAUAUGGGAUUCUGAGACUGGAAAACUGCUUAAGGAGUCAGACAAGGAAACUGGUCAUAAGAAGACGAUAACAUCACUUGCAAAAGCUGCAGAUGGUUCACACUUCCUAACUGGUUCCCUGGAUAAAUCAGCAAAACUAUGGGACACAAGGACGCUUACUCUCAUCAAGACCUAUGUCACAGAACGGCCAGUCAAUGCUGUUGCAAUGUCUCCACUUCUUGACCAUGUGGUGCUUGGAGGUGGUCAGGAUGCUUCAGCUGUCACAACCACUGAUCAUCGUGCAGGGAAGUUUGAAGCCAAAUUCUAUGACAAGACCCUUACAGAAGAAAUUGGAGGUGUGAAAGGGCACUUUGGACCCAUAAAUGCAUUGGCUUUCAACCCUGAUGGAAAAAGUUUCUCGAGUGGAGGUGAAGAUGGUUACGUGAGAUUGCACCACUUUGACCCAGACUAUUUCAACAUCAAAAUUUAACUUUUUGGAGCUGUAUUCAGAUAUAGUUUUAGUGUGGAAGCCUUGUCAGAGAUUAGCAAGAAUCGAAACAAAUAGUUAAAACAGCAAAUAUGGCAAUGGGCUCUCUCUUUUAUUCUGUCGAGUGCAAUGUGAUAACCUUUAUCUUUCGCUUCCCCAUCGUGGGAUUAGAGAUUUGUAGGAGACAUGCACAUAUUUAUCCUUUUUGUUCGGCAUAUUUGAUGAAAUUCAGCAAUAUUGAGCAUUGUGAUUUGAAUCUCUCACCUUGUGAGAGAACGUGAUAUAAAAGCAUGCAUUUCUG
Molecule: messenger RNA, 1417 nt
Organism: Rubroshorea leprosula
Lineage: Eukaryota; Viridiplantae; Streptophyta; Magnoliopsida; Malvales; Dipterocarpaceae
Source: the annotation of a GenBank genome assembly